Messenger RNA from Ochotona princeps (American pika), 2829 nucleotides. RefSeq names its product transient receptor potential cation channel subfamily M member 5 (gene TRPM5). Bases 43 to 2823 code for a protein of 926 amino acids. Gene Ontology annotation, cellular component: membrane. The transcript has 17 exons. Lineage: Eukaryota; Metazoa; Chordata; Mammalia; Lagomorpha; Ochotonidae. Gene Ontology annotation, biological process: calcium ion transmembrane transport. The record is from RefSeq and is a predicted model, not a curated record. Gene Ontology annotation, molecular function: ligand-gated calcium channel activity; calcium-activated cation channel activity.
GGCUGCCCGGCACGGCCUCCAGGCUCCCCCGGGGAGGGACUCAUGGCCGCUCUGUCUGCAGGCACCAGCAGCAUUGAGACCCCCGUCCUUUGCCUGCUGGUCAGCGGCAGCCCCAGCGUGCUGGAGCGGAUUUCCAGGGCAGUGGAGCAGGAAACCCCGUGGCUGGUCCUGGCCGGCUCAGGAGGCAUGGCCGACGUGCUCGCUGCCCUGGUGGGCCAGCGCCAUCUCCUGGUGCCCCAGGUGGUGGAGAAGCAGUUAAGAGAGAAGUUCCCCAGCCAGACUUUCUCCUGGGAGGCCAUUGGGCACUGGACCAAGCUGCUACAGCACAUCGCAGCGUAUCCCCAGCUGCUAACCGUGUACGACUUCGAGCAGGAGGGCUCUGAGGACCUGGACACGGUGCUAUUGAAGGCGCUGGUCAAAGCCUGCAGGAGCCACAGCCAGGACGCCCGGGACUACCUGGACGAGCUCAAGCUGGCUGUGGCCUGGAACCGUGUGGACGUGGCCAAGAGCGAGAUCUUUAAUGGGGACGUGGAGUGGCAGUCCUGCCACCUGGAGGAGGUGCUGAUGGACGCGCUGGUGGGCAACAAGCCUGAGUUCGUGCGCCUCUUCGUGGACAGCGGGGCCGACGUGGGCGCCUUCCUGACCUACGGGCGGCUGCAGCAGCUGUACCGCUCCGUGUGCCCCAAGAGCUUGCUCUUCGACCUGCUGCAGCGCAAGCUAGACGAGGGCCGGCUGACGCUGGCCGGCCUGGGCACCCCUGGGGCCAGGGGCCACCCAGCUGGGCCGCCCGCCUUCUCCUUGCACGAGGUGUCCCGCUUGCUGAAAGACUUCCUGCACGACGCCUGCCGUGGCCUCUACCAGGACAGCCGGGCCACGGGCCGCAGGAGGACGGAGAGGGGACCCAGCAAGCGGCCCACGGGCCACAAGUGGCCGCUGGACCUCAGCCAGAAGAGCGAGGACCCCUGGCGGGACUUGUUCCUGUGGGCCGUGCUGCAGAACCGCCAUGAGAUGGCCACCUACUUCUGGGCCAUGGGCCAGGAGAGUGUGGCAGCUGCUCUGGUGGCCUGCAAAAUCCUCAAGGAGAUGGCUCACCUGGAGCCGGCCGCUGAGGCCGCCCGUACCCUGCAGGAGGCCAAGUACGAGCAGCUGGCUCUGGAUCUCUUCUCCGAGUGCUACAGCAACAGCGAGGAGUGCGCCUUUGCCCUGCUGGUGCGUCGGAACCGCAGCUGGAGCAGAACCACCUGCCUGCACCUGGCUGCCGAGGCCGACACCAAGGCCUUCUUUGCCCAUGAUGGCGUGCAGGCUUUCCUGACCCGCAUCUGGUGGGGGGACAUGGCAGCGGGCACACCUGUGCUGCGGCUGCUGGCCGCCUUCACCUGCCCAGUCCUCGUCUACACCAGCCUCAUCACCUUCAGCAAGGAGGCCCCACUGCGGGCAGGCCCGGAGGCUGUACAGGAGCUGGACGAGCUGGCCACUGGCAGGAGCCUCCUGGGCAGCCGGCGGGAGGAGCUGGUGCCAGCACUGGGCGGCUGGCGAGACCGGGGUCCGCAGGCUGCUUUCCUGCUCACACGCUGGCGCAAGUUCUGGGGCGCACCCGUGACCGUGUUUCUGGGCAACGUGGUCAUGUAUUUCGCCUUCCUCUUCCUGUUCGCCUACGUCCUGCUGCUGGACUUCCGGUCACCUCCAUGGGGCCCCACGGGGCCCGAGGUUGGCCUGUACUUCUGGGUCUUCACACUGGUACUGGAGGAGAUCAGGCAGGGCUUCUUCACGGACGAGGACAUGCCCCUCGUGGACAAGUUCUCGCUGUAUGUGGAGGACAAUUGGAACAAGUGUGACAUGGUGGCCAUCUUUCUGUUCGUGGUGGGCGUCACCUGCAGGGUGCUGCCCGCGCUGUUCGAGGCCGGUCGCACCGUGCUGGCCAUGGACUUCAUGGUGUUCACACUGCGGCUCAUCCACAUCUUCGCCAUUCACAAGCAGCUGGGCCCCAAGAUCAUCAUCGUGGAGCGGAUGAUGAAGGACGUCUUCUUCUUCCUCUUCUUCCUGGGCGUGUGGCUCGUGGCCUACGGCGUGGCCACCCAGGCGCUGCUGCACCCCCACGACGGGCGCCUGGAGUGGAUCUUCCGCCGUGUGCUUUACCGACCCUACCUACAGAUCUUUGGGCAGAUUCCGCUGGACGAGCUGGACGAGGCCCGUGUGAACUGCUCUGUGCACCCCUUGCUGCUGGAGAACUCGCCCUCCUGCCCCAACCUCUACGCCAACUGGCUGGUCAUCCUGUUACUGGUCACCUUUCUACUUGUUACCAACGUGCUUCUCAUGAACUUGCUCAUCGCCAUGUUCAGCUACACAUUCCAGGUGGUGCAGGGCAACGCCGACAUGUUCUGGAAGUUCCAGCGCUACAACCUCAUUGUGGAGUACCACGGCCGGCCGGCCCUGGCCCCGCCCCUCAUCCUGCUCAGCCACUUGAGCCUGGCACUGCGGAGGCUCCUGUGCAAGGAGGCAGGGCCCACGCGGGAACGCCUGGGUGAGGGCCGGGGCACUGGGGGACGCCUGGGCCCCUCACCCCAGCACUCCAGGGCCCAGCUGAGCUCACCCCUGCCUCCAGAGAGAGACCUGCCCGAGCCUCUGGACCAGAAGAUCGUCACGUGGGAGACACUGCAGAAGGAGAACCUGCUGAGUAGCCAGGAGAAGCUGCACAGGGAGAGCCAGGGCGAGGUGCUGCGCAAGACGGCCCACAGGGUGGAGCUCGUCGCCCAGUCCCUUGGGGGACUGAGGGAGCAGGAGCGGCGUCUCAGGGGUCUGGAGUCCCAGGCAAGCGGACCCUGAGAACUC